Molecule: messenger RNA, 6988 nt
Organism: Hemibagrus wyckioides
Lineage: Eukaryota; Metazoa; Chordata; Actinopteri; Siluriformes; Bagridae
Gene: scn12aa
Product: sodium channel, voltage gated, type XII, alpha a
Exons: 27
Coding region: 386-6160 (1924 amino acids)
Biological process (GO): membrane depolarization during action potential; neuronal action potential; sodium ion transmembrane transport
Cellular component (GO): axon; voltage-gated sodium channel complex; plasma membrane
Molecular function (GO): voltage-gated sodium channel activity
Source: RefSeq, a predicted model, not a curated record
UUGUGCAAAAUAACAUCUUCGGGGGAAAAAACAACAGCUAUGCAUCUGUUUUUGUCUGCCACAAAUGUGUACCGGUGCAUUUUGAAGCCUGGAUAACGACAAACAAACAGAAAAUAAUCCAUGCGUAAAAACGCGCGCUUCACUUUGCUGCGUCCAUCCGGAGAUCUCGGUGUGGAUUUAGUCCAAUUUAGAGCAACGAUUUGUUUUCACUCGGCCGGGAUCAAAACAUUUCAAAUCAGUUAUUAUUCAACAUAAAUGAAUGUGGUUUGGGCUUUGGAAAGGAAACGAGAUCAUGCAAAAGCUGAAGAACCGGGACAUGAGGAUAGCUGUGAUGAUCAGAGUUUACAUAUGAGAGUAAAUUCCACUGGACAAUCAGGAUGAAAAGAUGGCGGCCAUACUGCUACCAGCGGGUUCUGAUGGCUUGCGCCUGUUCACUCUCGAAUCCCUGUUGGGCAUUGAGCACAGGAUUGCAGAAGAGCAGGCCAAGAACUCCAAGGAUUCCCCAGAAUCCUGUGCGAAAGCAGACCGUCCUAAAGCCCGAGCAGACCUGGAAGCUGGGAAAGUGCUUCCUCGAAUCUUCGGGGACAUUCCUGCAGGACUGGUAGGAGUCCCACUGGAAGACAUUGACCCUUUUUACUUCAACAAUCAAAAGACCUUCAUAGUGCUCAAUAAAGGGAAGGCCAUCUUCCGCUUCAAUGCCACGUCGGCCCUGUACAUAUUCAGCCCUUUUCACAUCAUCAGAAGAAUUGCUAUAAGGAUACUAGUCCAUUCGUUGUUUAGUUUGUUCAUUAUGUGCACAAUUUUAACCAACUGUUUCUUUAUGGCCAUGUCCGACCCUGCGCAUUGGACCAAGUAUCUGGAAUAUACAUUCACUGGCAUUUACACGUUUGAGUCGCUCAUUAAGAUCUUGGCGAGAGGAUUCUGUAUCGGACCUUUCACAUUCCUUAGAGACCCAUGGAACUGGUUGGACUUCAGCGUCAUCGUUAUGGCAUAUGUGACAGAGUUUGUGGAUCUUGGCAAUGUCUCAGCAUUACGAACAUUCCGAGUCCUGAGAGCCUUGAAAACCAUAUCCGUCAUCCCAGGUCUGAAGACCAUUGUGGGAGCUCUGAUCCAGUCAGUAAAGAAGCUAGCAGACGUGAUGAUCCUGACUGUGUUCUGCCUUAGUGUCUUUGCUCUGAUCGGUCUUCAGCUCUUCAUGGGUGUCUUACGGCAGAAAUGUAUCCGCAGCACUGCUCACUGUGUCAAUUCCACCUAUCCAGGAAAUGGCAGCUUUUUCUGUAACAACAAGACCUGGCACUCCAUAAAGGACUUUGUUAGCAGUGAAGAAAACUUCUACAUAAUUGAAGGAGCCAAGGACGCAUUAAUAUGUGGAUAUAGCAGUGAUGCUGGAAAGUGUCCAGAUGGGUUUGAGUGUUUGAAGAUGGGUAGAAACCCAAACUAUGGCUACACAAGUUUUGACAGUUUUGGCUGGGCCUUCCUAGCACUCUUUAGACUAAUGACACAAGACUACUGGGAAAACCUCUACCACCAGACUCUACGUUCAGCUGGUAAAACCUACAUGAUCUUCUUUGUGCUGGUGAUCUUCCUGGGCUCAUUCUACCUGGUAAACCUGAUUCUGGCUGUGGUGGCCAUGGCAUAUGAGGAACAGAACCAGGCCACCAUUGCCGAGGCUUGGCAAAAAGAGAGAGAGUUCCAGCUGGCCAUGGAACAGCUUCGCAGAGAGCAGAAGGCAUUAGGAAAACAAAGCAAGGAACCUGAACUGAGUCCAUUUCAAGAGAUCUCUCCAUCACCGUUUAGUCGCAAGGGGUCCAGAGAUCAUCGAUCCAGAUCCUUCAGAACCAUGUCAGAGGAAGCAGAGGAUGAUACACCUGAUGAGAAGUUGGUGUACCCACUCCUAGCCACACUCUCCUCCCAUCCUUUGAGCACACGGCGGGACAGCAAUAGCAGUGUGUUCACUUUUUAUCUGCGCAAAAACUCAGAGGCUGAUGAUCACAACUGUGUCCUCUAUGAAGGACGGAGUCGGGCAGGAUCCACAGUGAUACCCUGGCACAAACGUCGCACAAGUAGCAUUAGGAGCCACUGCUCUCAAAUAGUUAAACCCAGCUUUGCCAUCAAUGGAUGGCUUGAAGUUUUGCCGGACCAGAAGAGAACUGGUGGCAUCAGCCCACACACAUCUACCUUGUUUCCAGAACACAGCAUGGAAAAGGUCAAAGAGGAGCUGACAUGUUCAGAAGACCAUGCUAAUGAAGUCAAAUCCAAAUCCAUGCAGCAAGAGCAGGUAGAAGCUUUGCCGCCCACCCGGAAGCGAGAACUCAGCUCAGUCAGUUUCUUCAGUGAUGCCAUGGAUGAAUUUGAAGAGGCCCGUCAGAAGUGCCCUCCUUGCUGGUACGUGUUUGCUAAAAAGUAUCUGAUAUGGACAUGCUCUCCAGCAUGGCUUGGUCUGAAGGAGUUAGUAAAGGUCAUGGUGAUGGAUCCUUUCCUGGACCUUGCUAUCACUAUCUGCAUUGUGCUCAACACACUCUUUAUGGCAUUGGAGCAUUACCCCAUGACUGAAGAAUUUAAUGGCAUGCUGAGUGUGGGGAACCUGGUGUUCACUGGGAUCUUCACAGCUGAGAUGGUAAUGAAGCUCAUUGCUCUGGACCCAUACUACUACUUCCAGCAAGGCUGGAACAUCUUUGAUGGGAUUAUUGUUUGCUUGAGUUUGAUGGAACUUGGUCUGUCCAAUGUUGAGGGAUUAUCUGUGCUACGUUCAUUCAGACUGCUGAGAGUCUUCAAACUGGCCAAGUCAUGGCCCACGCUCAAUACUCUAAUAAAAAUCAUCGGCAACUCUGUGGGAGCCCUGGGCAAUUUGACCCUUGUCCUAGCCAUCAUCGUCUUCAUCUUUGCUGUGGUUGGAAUGCAGCUAUUUGGAAAGAACUACCAAGAUUGUGUGUGUAAGAUCAGCACAGACUGCACUCUGCCGCGUUGGCACAUGAAGGACUUCUUCCACUCAUUUCUGAUUGUUUUCCGUGUACUGUGUGGUGAAUGGAUCGAGACUAUGUGGGACUGCAUGGAGGUGGCUGGCCAGCCACUCUGCAUCCUCGUCUUCAUGCUGGUUAUGGUCAUUGGAAACCUAGUGGUUCUGAACCUCUUCUUGGCUCUAUUGCUAAGCUCCUUCAGCUCUGAUAACCUGUCUGCUCCAGAGGAGGAUGGUGAGAUGAACAACCUACAAAUAGCCAUCGCACGUAUACACGCUGGUCUCGUCUGGAUCCUGGGAGUCAUCAAGGACCUCUUCAGUGGCAACCUGACCAAACGCUGGCACAGGGAUAAGCAAGAACGGGCAGCCAAGUGUCAUGGCACCAAUCAUGUUGACUGUAAUGGGACCGCUGGGAGAAUCAGCAGUUAUGCAGAGAAACAUGUCACCUUAGAAAGAGAGGACAGCUACAUGACUAAUCCCAGCUUAAGCAUAUGUGUUCCAAUUGCACCUGGAGAAUCUGACAUGGAGUUUCCUGAGGAAGAGGAAGAUGACACAGAGACAUCAGAAGAUGAAUUAAACAAACCAGAAGUGAUCAGCUUGUCAGAAGGAAGUACUGUGGAUCUGACGAAUCCAGGAGGAGAAGAGGAGGACGCCCAGCUAGCUGGAGACACCAUGGAGCCAGAAGAGUGUUUCCCUGAGUUCUGUAUGCGUCACUGUGAAUGGUGUGACAUCUACACGACCCAGGGUUUAGGCCUGGUUUGGUGGAGGCUGAGGAAGACCUGCUACCAAAUUGUGGAGCACAGCUGGUUUGAGACCUUCAUCAUCUUCAUGAUCCUGCUCAGCAGUGGAGCUUUGGCGUUUGAAGACAUUUAUAUCGAACAGAAGAAAGUGGUGAAAGUGGUGCUAGAAUAUGCGGACAAGGUCUUCACCUACAUCUUUGUGUUGGAGAUGCUCCUGAAAUGGAUUGCGUAUGGAUUUAAGAAGUACUUCACUAACUACUGGUGCUGGCUGGAUUUCCUGAUAGUGGAUGUAUCGUUAAUUAGCUUGGUGGCGAACUCUCUGGGCUACUCAGACUUCGGAGCUAUUAAAUCCCUGCGGACCCUGAGAGCCCUCAGACCACUAAGAGCUCUGUCCAGAUUUGAAGGAAUGCGAGUGGUGGUGAAUGCACUAAUUGGUGCCAUCCCCUCCAUCAUGAACGUACUGCUGGUAUGUCUGAUCUUCUGGCUGAUCUUCAGCAUCAUGGGUGUCAAUCUCUUUGCUGGGAAAUUUGGGAAGUGUGUCAACAGGACCGGCUACAUCCAUAACGCCUCAACUGUGAACAAUAAAUCAGAAUGUCUGGCCAUGAACAACACUCAGUUCUACUGGACCAGGGUGAAGGUUAACUUCGACAAUGUAGGGUUGGGCUACCUCUCGCUUUUGCAAGUCGCAACUUUCAAAGGCUGGAUGGAAAUCAUGUAUGCAGCAGUGGAUUCACGUGGGGUAGAAGAGCAGCCCAUUAAGGAGAUUAACCUGUACAUGUACCUUUACUUUGUCAUCUUCAUCAUCUUUGGUUCAUUCUUCACGUUAAACUUAUUUAUUGGUGUAAUUAUCGACAACUUCAAUCAGCAGAAGAGAAAGAUAGGUGGACAGGACAUCUUUAUGACUGAGGAACAGAAAAAGUAUUAUAACGCCAUGAAAAAACUGGGGUCUAAAAAGCCACAGAAGCCCAUCCCGAGGCCGACGAAUAUUCUGCAAGGAUUCUUCUUUGAUUUGGUCUCCAAGCAAGCGUUUGACAUCACAAUCAUGAUGCUCAUCAUCUUGAACAUGAUCACCAUGAUGCUGGAGACAGACGAGCAGUCUCCUCGAAUGGAGUACAUUCUCAACAAUAUCAACCUGGCUUUCAUCGUCAUCUUCAGCACUGAAUGCGUCGUGAAGAUCUUUGCUCUCCGCUGCUACUUCUUCACCGUCAGCUGGAACAUCUUUGACUUUGUAGUGGUCAUCCUGUCUAUCGUUGGAAUUGUCCUGGCUGAUAUCAUCGAGAAAUACUUUGUGUCUCCAACUUUAUUUCGGGUGAUCAGACUAGCCAGAAUAGGACGGGUCCUACGGCUCAUACGAGCAGCAAAAGGAAUAAGGACGUUACUCUUUGCCUUAAUGAUGUCACUGCCAGCCCUCUUUAACAUUGGCCUUCUGCUGUUCCUUGUCAUGUUUAUUUAUGCCAUAUUUGGAAUGGCCAACUUUGCCUAUGUGAAGAAGCAUGGUGGGAUCGAUGACAUGUUUAACUUUGAAACCUUUGGAAACAGUAUUAUAUGCCUGUUCCAGAUUACCACUUCUGCUGGCUGGAACAAUUUACUGGAUCCCAUUCUAAGCAACUCGCCAGAGGAAUGUAACCCACACAUCGUCAACACAGGUACUAAUAUAAAGGGCAACUGCGGAAACCCGUCUGUGGGAAUUACAUUUUUUGUUAGUUACAUCAUCAUCUCCUUCCUCAUAGUUGUUAACAUGUACAUUGCCAUCAUUUUGGAGAACUUCAGUGUGGCCACAGAGGAGAGCACUGAGCCUCUCACUGAGGACGACUUUGAGAUGUUCUACGAGGUAUGGGAGAAGUUUGAUGUGGAAGCAACGCAUUUCAUCGAAUACUCCAAGCUUUCCAGUUUUGCAGACGCACUUUCCGAGCCCCUGCGGAUUGCCAAACCCAACAAGCUCAAGCUGAUUUCGAUGGAUCUACCCAUGGUGAGUGGAGACAAGAUCCACUGCUUGGACAUCCUGUUUGCCUUCACCAAACGUGUACUGGGUGAGUCGGGUGAGAUGGAUGCCCUCAAGCAACAGAUGGAGGAGAAGUUUAUGAUAUCCAACCCUUCCAAGACCUCCUACGAACCCAUUACCACCACUCUCCGGCGCAAGCAGGAGGAGGUCUCGGCCACCACGAUCCAGCGGGCGUACAGGAGGCGCCUAGUCAAACAGCAGAGAAAGAAUCCUUCCUAUAUGUACCAACAAAUCAACCAAGAGGCAUCAGUGGAUGCUCAGAAAAAGCAGGGGCUCAUUGGACAUAUGAUUAAAGAGCAUUAUGACCCUGAGGAGGAGCUGGUUGAGGAGUUUCAGCACUGCUCCCUUCCUUCCUAUGAAACUGUCUCUAUGGCUCCAGUUGGAUUGUUCCAGGUGCUGAUACCAGCCUCCAAGAACCUUGCAGCUUGUGAGUCUUACAGCAUUGAAGAAACCUUUGUGUAAGUACUGCUUAGUAAUUAUUUCAUGAAGAACCCGCAGAACUACAGUGGACUCCUGAGCACACAGGUACAUUUGCUGAUUCCUAUGAUGCUCCAACCAUUUAAAAGCCAUACUAUAUGUUAUAUUACUUCUUGACAGCCAGAAAUAUCAGGAUCCAUCGAGGAUAGUCUCACUCAGUGAUCACCAGCCCAGAUCUUGAGGAUCUACCAUUUGUUGAUAGACUGUGAAAGUCAGUAAGGUAGAGAUCCUGGAUAAUCUCUACUUUGUUGGAAAUAAAUUUUGUGUGAAUGGAUGGAGGUCCAGAACAUAUUUAUUAUAGACACAAUGGCUUUUUGGUAGCUAGUAUUUACCUUGCAAUAAGAUCAUUCAUACAUGUUCAACUUUUUCCCCUCUCAUAUUUUUCAGCAAUGAUCUGAAAUGUUUUUCUAGAAUUUUUCAAGAUGUAUGUCCCAACACUGCAAAAUGUAACUAUUUAUAUUUUUACAUCAAGUCUAUAGGAUAAGGUUGUGACCAUGAACACAUUCUGAUUUCUUAACUGAUGUAAAUAGAAUUAAAACCAGGGCGAAUGUAGUGUUUAAAUGUGCAUAAAAGACCAUUUUACUCUAUAGAAGCAUUGCUUUGAUGCUAUUAUAGCUUGGCUUUGAGUCUGCACAAGAUAUCAGAUUGAUUUUAGGGCUAUUUUUACGAUGAGAUCUGCAAUAUGUGCCUGCUGACGGAUGUUGUGUCUGUAAACUUGACUCAUCUUGGGGGCUUCAGGAGCCGUAUUAACAGCUCUGAGGGAAUUAUUCUGUAAUAAAGUCUCACUUGUACUUACUGUAUACACUUAAAAAU